Molecule: messenger RNA, 2551 nt
Organism: Pollicipes pollicipes
Lineage: Eukaryota; Metazoa; Arthropoda; Thecostraca; Pollicipedomorpha; Pollicipedidae
Gene: KFase
Product: kynurenine formamidase
Exons: 4
Coding region: 206-1078 (290 amino acids)
Molecular function (GO): arylformamidase activity
Source: RefSeq, a predicted model, not a curated record
AUCGCGGCGGAGUGGAGCGAGUGCAGCGGCGGAGAGGGCAGGGAGGCACCGCGCGGUGGACGCCUCCGUCACGGUUUUCCGGACGGGUCAGCCUUGUGAGAAGGCUGGCGACCCCGUCAACGUGUUCGACGACGGGCAACCGCUGCGAUCGGAACGUCACCGGAGCCUACUGCUGACGUCAUUCGGCGGUGAAUCGCCGGCAGCGAUGACGUCACCAGCGUGGCGCAGCUUGACCAGCGAGGAGCUGGAGCGGCAGUACUCGCCGUCGGCCUGGGUGCGACGCGUGGCGCCCUCCGAGGUGGUGCGGCAGUUUGUGGAGGCUCUAACUGCGCAGAGCCAGAGGGCGCGCCGAUCGCUGCCGUGCGACCUGGGCCUACGGUACGGACCGGGGCCGGAGCAGAGAUACAACGUGCUCGGGACCGAUGUACCGGACAAUGCCCCGCUCGCGGUCUUCAUCCACGGAGGAUUCUGGCAGAUGAUGGACCUGGACUCAUCAGAUGGCGUGGCGCUCGGCUUCCGCCAGUUGGACUGGAGGACGGCCACCGUCGGCUACGAUCUGGCGCCGGCCGUCAGCCUGGAGCAGAUCGAGCGCCAGGCGCUGGCUCUCCGUCAGCGCAGCCGCGCGCUCCUGCUGUUCGGCCACUCGGCUGGCGCGCAGCUCGCCGCCGCCAUGCUCGCCGAUUGGUCGACGCUGCCGGCUGCCCAGCGCCCAUUGGUCGGCGCGGCCGUCUACGUGUCAGGCGUGUUCGACCUCGAGCCGCUGCUGUCGACGACGGUGAACGCCGCGCUGCGAUUGGACGCCGCCGGCGCGCGACGCCACAGCCCGCUGCGCCAGUGCGCCACUCUCGCCGCGCUGCCGGAGUUCCGCCACGUGGUGCUGGUGGGCGAGCACGACUCGCCAGAGUUCGUGCGCCAGACGCGGGAGUUCGCGGCCGGCCUGCGGCAGGCGGGCUGCAGAGCGGUGGACCACGUGGUGGCGGGGCGCGACCACUUCGAUGUCUGCGAGGCGCUGGCGGACGCCGGGUCGGACGUGAUGAAGGUCGUGCAGCAGCAGCUGGCGGACGUGCUCGCCGUGUGAUGAUAGAUGGUGGAAUGAUGGGCUGGUGGGAUGAUGGGAUGAUGGGAUGAUAGGAUGAUGGUCAUCUGGAUGUCAGGAUUAGAUGGCGAAAGCGGAGGAGCGCAGGGGUUUAGUUGCCUGUUUUUUUUGGGGGGGGCGCCUCGGCCCCCGACUGAGAGAAGUGAUUCGAAACCGGGGAGAAACUCCUUUUCAAUGUGUUUUGAAAAACGUGCAGAGAUUUCUCUUUGCUCAGCCCCCCCCCCCCCCGAAUUAUUUUGCGAAAACACACCCACGGGGCAGCGGGCGGCCCCCCCUCAAUCCUGUUAAGAUAUAGCAUGAAUCUUCUGAAGGUGUUUGGGAAGAACUUACGUGACAAUCGCACUACCCCACCCCCAGGGCCACCCGUACCAACUUUUCAGAUCAUUUUACGUUUCUCGGUAACGUUCUUCCAAUCACAAUGACGGACACCUGCUCUCAACCACGGAUGGCCUGAUUGCCCGGACCAUCGUCCCGGUCUGAUGUGCUAGCGUGAGCAUACAGAGCCUCAGUCCGAUCACUCUCCCGCCGUCGUCAGCUGCUAUCGGGUUCUGAGAAGGACUUGAUAACGUCUUUAACGUCUUCGAUAACGUCGAUAACGUCUUUAACGUCUUCGAUAACGUCGAUAACGUCUUCAGCUGGGACGGAUCACAACCAGAGUUGUCUCACUGUAAUUGCGGGGAAAAUUUUGAUUCUGAGAAGGAGAGUGCGGUCGCAGCUCAUCAGCGACUGAGGGCGAACAGCCUGCCGGCAUCCUCAGAACUCAGGUGGCGCCUUGUGUCGGCCGAAGACAUAACCGGCCGAAGCGCUGUAUGCACAUACGUACACACCGGACGAGGACGUCUGUCCGAACAACUACCCAUCCGCCAUAUUAACACCUCGUCCCAGUAACCGCGAACAACUGGAAUCUGCGCAUAAUAAUGGCCUGGCUCUGCUCACAAUAAUGGCCUCAGUACGGAAAUAAUGGCCUCGGCUUGAGGAAGGCCAACUAGACAUGAUCUGACAGCCUGAGCGUGGUCACUCGUAUUAUAGCGACCACCUGGUGUGGAUGUCGCCAGCGUCGUAAUGAUAAAUGUGGUCUGUGUGUCACCUCUGGUAGCCUAUGUGUCACCAGGAUGACCUACGUGUCACCAGGGUGAGCUGUGUCACCAAGGUGGCGUACGUGUCACCGGGGUGGCCUGGGUGCCACCAGGGUGACCUGUGCGCCACCGGGCAGCAUGGCAUGGAGACCGUACCAUCGGGACUAGAUGCCUUUGCGGAAUGACCGGUGGGAUGACGCCUGGUGUGGUGUGCUCUACCAUCGGGGCGGGGUGCCUUUGCGGGAUGACCGGUGGGAUAGCGCCUGGUUUAAUGUGCUCCCCGGAGUUACAGCGAGCUGAGUUGGUGCGGUUUACGAUGGAAUGGUGUGAUAAGCCCAGUGCUCUCUGGUGUGGGGUGGCAGCGAGGACCAGGUCAUCA